Messenger RNA from Mytilus californianus (California mussel), 8216 nucleotides. RefSeq lists its product as uncharacterized. Gene Ontology annotation, molecular function: protein binding. Lineage: Eukaryota; Metazoa; Mollusca; Bivalvia; Mytilida; Mytilidae. The record is from RefSeq and is a predicted model, not a curated record. The transcript has 4 exons. The coding region runs from base 239 to 6130 and encodes 1963 amino acids.
GGUGUCUUCAUUAAAAGAAGAGGAAAACUUUUAUAGGAACUCAAUUUUGACAGUUGACCACUCGAAAGAGGUUUUGCAGUGUUUUUUAGAACAACACCUGAAAAACAACAAUCAAACAUUUGAGGAAUUUCUGAAUCAGAACCAACAUGACAUCUAUCAUCUAUAUUAUGAUGCAAAAUGCUGUCAGUGUGGACCGGGACCUCUGCAAAGAAAGAAAAGAAUUUUAUUUGCGUCUCAAAUGGAACUUCUUUUUGAUAAAAACAGACAAUUAUCAGUUCAUAAAACAACAAGACGCAGUGACUUUUGUUGUUGUUAUGCGAAAAAUAGUGUCACUACAGCAGUAUUAGAUUUAACACUAGCACGAUGUCUUCUUAUAAAUUGUUGCAUUGACAUGUUUUGGUAUAGUUGUUUGGCAUUCAAAGGUGUGACGCUUGAACAGUUCUUAAACUCAAAUAGGCAUAUCCUGUACCAUCUAUGGAAAAGCAAUACCAAAUGUUGUAAGUGUCAACCUGACUUCAUUUUACCAUGCAAUGCUCCUCUAAUCAUGGAAAGCGAAUGGAAGAAAAUGUUCAAUUCCACAUUGCCGCCAUGCGAAAAUGACCGGAAAAGACCGGCAAUUGGAGCCAUGAGUAUCUGUUCAUUUACAGCUUCACAAUGUAUAACUGUUCAGCAAAUACAUUUUGAACUUCAAAAUAUAAUUAUCCAGUGCUCCUGCUCGACACGAAAAUCGGUAGAAAAAUUAGUUGAACUUAGAAAUUUAACAUUUGGUCAUGCGAAAAAAGCCAGUAUGUCAUGUACUGAAUUCAACACAUUUAUGAGCGAAGCUGAAGAUGCCAUACUUGACAUAGCGACUGUUUGUGGCAAAGAAGAUUAUUACAGACAGAUGCUUCUAGAUCUUCGUGAUAAGCCAUUAGAUAGCAGGAUGUUUUGUCAAUAUGAGAAGGUUCUUUUACGAACGAUUAGCAACUAUGAGGAUAUCAUAAAAGAUAACGAGGUGCUAAAGGACGGAAUUGAUUCACUGGAAGAAAAAAUAGAAAAGUUGGAUACAUCACAAAGAGAAGGAUCAAAGAGACAAAGGCUCAUCGAUGAAACAAUAGCAGAAAUUGAUAACCAUAGAAAAGACCAGACAUAUACAGAAAUACAGGCCGUUACAGCAUGUCUUCAGAUGCUCGAUAACAGUAAAGUACUGAUAUUAUCUGGUAGAGAGGGAAGUGGUAAAAGUAGAAAUAGCUUAGAGAUAUUAAGACAAAUGAAAGAAAAAGAUCCAGAAAUUGACGUUAUCAAACUUAACAGACUCACUCAAUUCUCAGAUAUUAUAGAAAAAGAUGCAAACACAAUAGUUUUUUUUGAAGACGUUUUCGGUAGAACAAGAAAACAGUUUUGUGAUGAUACUGAUAUACCAAUUCUUGAUAGUUUACACUCUUACAUUAGUUUACGCAACGUUAGGGUAAUAUUUGUAAUGCGUAACAGUGUAAAACGUGAAUGUCAAAGUAUUUUGUCAUCACAUGAUAUUUUCUGUAAUAACACUGCUUGUCUUGAUCUAGAUUCUAAAGAAUUCGAACUGUCAUUAAUGGAGAAAGAAAGAAUUUUUAUUGACAACUGCAUGAACUGUACACACAAAGAGAUAGAUAUUACUUACAGAAAGAAAUUCUUUAAUUUUGAUGCCAAUGUCAAUAGCAUCAGUAUUGAGGAAAUAAAAGUGUCCAUGAUCGACAAACUGGAUGUGUCGUGUCAUUUUUCUGCAGACAAUAAGUGUAUAGUUUUCAACUCUCGGGAUGUAACAGAAAUGAUACGAAGCGAUCCUUAUCAUGGGUUUCCAAAAUGCUGUCGGCUUUUCACGGAGAACCGAAAAUUUACAUUAUUAGGAGCAGCUUUCUUUAAAUAUCCUUUAAAAAGUUUAUUACAAGAAAUUGAGAACAUGAGAAGGGAAGGUAUGGACAAUGUCAUUAAGGGAAUAAAAUAUGUCAUCUUGGUUUAUAUACUCUUAAAUCAAACUCGGGCAUCCAUUUCACUCGGCCUCAGUAUAAGGUUUGCAGUAAGACAAACAACCUGCUUUCAAGAGAAAAUGUUGUCAAUGGACGAAAACAGUAUUGAUAUUAAGGCCUUCCGAAAACUUGUCACGGAAUGUUAUGAAAGAAGUUCCGUUGUAAUGUUGCAUGACAUCAAAUAUUUCUGUAAAGAACUGACAUGUCGAUAUCUAUCAAGACAGGAAAAGGAACUAUAUUUUCAACAUCGAGCAAUUCAAGACAGUGUUCUCAUUUCCUAUUAUAAAAUAAACCCAAGAGCCAUCAUACCGCUGCUUAGUUUCGAUCAUAUGGUGGAUAUUGUCCGCCAGCAAAAUUCGAUGGAACAAGAAGAUGAAAUUGUUAUUAAAAUAGAAAAAACAUACUAUCAUGAACUUGCCACAAAAAUCAUAUCAUUCAUGAACAAUAAUUGCGCUUAUAAUAAAACGCUUACUAAUAGACUGAUAGAAUCAAAAAUAAUUACAGAGAACGAUGAAGAUCUGAUAUUCCAAUUAAUUGAUUGUAUACACAAAACACCAACACAGACACCAUCGUAUAACACAGAUUACACCGUUCAUUAUUUUCCACUACUUUUACUCAAAAAUAUAAGGAAACUCGAUGACAACAAGUUGACUGUUAAUCAUACACACAAUGAAAUGUUGAUAUCAGUUGUCAUCGGAGACCAGGAAAGUACCUUUUCUAUUGAUCCUUCAAAAUCGUUAAUCCGGGCGUUCGAUUCAAAAUAUGAAGACAUUGUCAAAUGGGUUUUACAAAACACCAACCAUUCCUUACUCAAUUUGAAUUCAAUAUUAGCUACAAUAGAUACUUAUAGCAUUCAAUUUGAACAUGUACAGGUGCUAUUACAAAAUGUAAAUCAUGAUAAUAUUGAUAUUGCAGAGAUCAUGGUUAAACUUAGCCAUCAAUAUUAUGACACAAAAUAUCAUGUCAUAGAUUGGAUAUUGGAUAAUGUCGAUCAUUCUUCAAUAAACUUUACCAGAUAUAUUGAAAACCUACUUGAUAAUAAUUGCUAUGAAUCGAUCUUCACCGACUUGAUUUUACAUAUACUAAGAAAUAUAAACCGAAAAUGGUUGGAUAUAUACAGAGUUGUAAAAAUGUGUUGUAAAAGAGGAUUCAUUGACAUCAUACAGUGGGUGUCUAAGAAUUAUGAUCAUGAAGUAUUUGAAAAUGACGAAUUAAUUGAUAUACUAAUCAGUUUAGAAUUUAUCCUUUUUGAGGACCAAAGUAUUAAUCAAAUAGUAUAUCUGCUGUUAUCGACAACUGGUGUAAAGUAUAGCGAUGUAAACAGGCUUGUUGCUGUUGCAGCUGGUGGUAGAUGGUAUGAAGUUUUAGAAUUAGUAUUUGUAGAUACUAUUGAGGGAGUAAUUGAUAUAAAUAAAGUUAUAGAAGAUGCAUUUAAAGAGUUAGAUUAUUAUGAUGACAGAGUUCACUGGAAGACAAUUGUGCAACUUAUAUUGAAACACUUAAAUCUCAAUGAUGUUUGUUUAAACAAAAUCAUGGCGAAAACAUGUGAAAUAGAUGAAAGCAAUUUGGUACAAUUCUUAUUAGAACAGUUUGACCAGAAACAAUAUAACUUGAACCUCAACAGACAUGUUGAUGUUGCAUUUAAUGGUAGAUGUUGUGCUGUUUUAGAAAUACUUUUUAAACAUGACAUCGACAAAUCAAUUGAAAUUGGUACAAUUAUAGAAUAUGCAUGUAAUCGUAUGGAUGAUGUUAAUUGGUAUCAUUCAAAAAUGGAGCAAAUUAUGCAACUUUCAAUAAAAUACUAUGUAGGAUAUAUUGAUGUACAAAAGAUAAUCGAGAAAGCAUGUGCGACUGGUUUCCACGAUGUUGUAAAGGACUUUGUAUUGGACACAGUUGAUAAUAUUCCGUUAUAUCUUGAUAUUACAUUAAAUUCACUAAUGACUCAACAGGUCCAUUAUAGUUCAAGAUUUGAGAAAAGCCAUGAAAAGAUACUUCUGUUACUUCUACAGAGUGUUAACGACAAGACCAUUGAUUUAACUCGUGUUAUGACAGAUAUGUGUAGUAUUGGACAUUCAUCAGCAGUUAAAUGGUUACUAGAAAAUAAACCUGUACAUUUUUUCGAUAUUAGAAAUGUAAUGGACAAAGCCUGCUAUCAUGGUGAUCUUGAACUUGUCUAUUAUCUUCUUCGAAAAUACAGUGCAGCAGAUUUUGAUUUUUUUACUGCAAUGAUAACGGCUUGUCGAAAGGCGCAAAAGAAAUCAUUAGAUGUUUGUAAAUGGGUAUGGGAAAACAUUGACCAUGACUUGCUGGAUAUAAAGGCAUCAUUAAAUAAUGCAAGUAGAUUUGGCAAUACCGUAGUUGUGGAAUGGAUCCUUACAGAUGUUGACAUAAUGUUAAUUGAUACAGAAGCUGCCUUGCUCUGUGCUUGCGAACACGGGAGCGAUCAUACAGUACAGCUGCUAAUGGAUAAAUCUGGUCUCAACACGUUUGAUUUUCAAUAUGCAUGUACUCUGGCGUGCAGGAAUGAUUACAAUGGUUAUACAAUUAUUAACAAACUAUUAUACAAAUGUGCAGAUAAAUCAACUAUUGACUUAAAUGCUGUAUUGUCAGUCGCAUGUAAAAACUACAGGACCGGUAUUGUACACUGGAUAAUUGAAACGUGUGAUCAAAGCAAAACUGUAAAUGAAACCAACGAUGGGAACAAGAAUUGUAAUAAAAGAUUUGACAAACAUUUGGUCGACAUUGACCGGGCAUUAACUUGUAUACUUCAUAUGAAUGCUCCAGUACAAAGAAAGGGACAUGAGAAUGCAACAAAAAAAGAACUUGUUUGGCUGAUUCUUAAACAAUGCGACCCUAAAGCAAUUUAUAUUUAUGAAUUGUUGGCAGAGUCAUGUAAAAAGGACUGGAUAGGAAUUUUUCAAUGGAUACUAAGAAAAGUGGACAAUUCUGGUCUUAAUGUUGGUGAAAUAAUAAAUGUAGCUUGCAAAAAUAGGGCAUUUAAAAUCGUAAAAUGGUCAUUAGAAAAUAUUGAUAUACAACUUUUAGAUGCUAAUAACGUGAUGAUUGGAUCAUGCGGCACUGGUUGGCUUGAAUGUUUGGUCUUAGUUCAGAAACACUGUAACCAAUACAAAUUGCAUGCAGCAAUGAUCGAAGCUUGUACCCACGGGCACCUUUGUAUUGCUAACUGGCUCCUAAACAACUGUAAUUAUCAGUGUUUUAAUCUUCAAUUACUUUUAAAGGAAACAGGUCGGAAUGGCUGGACACAUAUUUUCGUUUGGCUUGUAACAAAUUUUCAUUUUUACAUUUCUGACCUUCAGAUUGCUACAAAGGAAGCACUUGUAAAUGGAAAUCUGGAAAUUAUCAAAUUGAUGUUAUUAGUAGUUGGCAGAGAUGCCUUUGAUUUGUCUUCUCUUUCGAAUGAAGAAUUUGCCGAUUUAAAAAACGAAAAUGUUGUAAAUUUCGUUUUACGGCAUUUUGAUUCGCGGUGCUUAGAUUUAAAUACAAUAAUGGCAAAUGCAUGUAAAUUUGGUUGGAUAGACAUAGUAGCGUUUAUCAUAGACAACGAUUCAAACUGCCUUAGUGAUAGUGCACUUGAUUUGAUAGACAUAUCAUCAUUUAUUACUGGCAAACAUGUCAACUGUCUUUGCGAUUUUACAUCAGCAUUCAACACAGCUUGUGACAACGGAGAAGCAGAAAUCGUGCAGCUGUUGAUAGUAAAUGUCAACCAUAAGAUAUUUGCUGUGCAAAAGGCGAUGCUUUCUGUCUGUAUUAAAGGAUGGGACGAAAUAGCUGUAUUGUUAUUAGACAAAGUCAAACACACACGGCUAGAUAUCGGAAACGCUCUUAUUGAAGCUUGUCGCCAUGGAGAAAUAGAUGUUGCUCAGACAAUAUUGCGGAAGGUAGACACUACCAUGCUAGACGCCAAAACUGCUGUAAACAUAGCAUGUGAAAAUCAUAUGCAUGAAGAACUUGUUUUAUGGGUUUUAGAAAAUAUCCACCAAAAAGAAGUUGAUUUGAAAACUGUCAAAAUACAGGCAAUUCGAAAUAAAUGGAGGAAAGUUCAAUUUGCAUUGACUAAGGUAGUUACUAAAGAUCUUAAUCAAGUCGACAAAGAGAGUGCAACAGAUAGCAUCAUUUUUGUAUAAUGAUUUGGCUAAUUAUAAAAUGAAUCAAAUAAAUCGAACUUGACACAUAAGACCACUGAAAACGUGAUAAACCAUUUACCGACGCAAAGUUAUAGUAAGCCAAUUUUCGACAGAGUAAUCAUCAUUUAUUCUUAUCAGUAAAUGCCUUUCGCAAACGCAAUGAUGUAUUUCGAAACUUUAAAAUUUCUCAUUUUCGUUAAAUAUCUUUAAACAUUUUAUACAUCAUUUAUUUAUUUUUUUAUCUAUACUUAUGUAAUUAUUUAAUUUUUCAUUUAACUGUAUACAUUUUUUGUAUUUGUAUAUAUACAUUUUUUGUAUUUGUAUAUAUACAUUUUUUGUAUUUGUAUAUAUACAUUUUUUGUAUUUGUAUAUGUCAUCACUAUGGCUGAGUAUUGAAAUUCACUGCUAUUUAAUAGAUAUAAAAAAAAUAUUUAAAAAUGUGCGUCACAGAAUCUGUUUUGUUAGUAAAUACAUGUUAUAGGUAAACAGUAUUUAUUACAAGGGUAAUCCUAAUGGUAAAUGUAACUUAUUUAGUGAAAGAAAAUUGAGUUAAAUUAUGACAUUAUACAUCAAUGUGUCUUUUAAUCAACAUGCAAAAUCAGCAUGAUCAGUCAGCUUAUCCUAUGUAUUGUUAUUAGUGUCAACACGUGUUGAAAACACAUAAUUGUUUCUUAGCACAAAAUUAAAGUACACCAAAAAUCCUCAUCAGCUAAGCACGUAUUAUUAAUAUGAAACCGCAGCCUCUAGUUAGCUAGGGGUCGCAAUAAAUCGGCUCGAAAUGGGAUGCUUUUCCAAGGAAUCUACCCAGCGAACUAGCACAUUAAAAAACUCUGUCUCAGCAUGUCGUUUCCUAUACAAAGCUAAGUUUAAAGUCACAUAGACUAAUCUUUAUAUGUAUAUAAUAUCUGUCUCAUGACAUAUCCAUCCUGCAACUUUUGACAAAAGUACUUUAACAUACACGCACAAAUAAAACCCAAAUUUCAUGAAUUUGGAAAAAAAAAGAUUAACAUAUCUAUGCCAUAACUCCAUAAAAAUUGUGUGAAUAACAGUGUGUAACAGAUGCGGAUAAGAGGGCAGGAAUCUAUGGUAUCGGGGAGAAGGUGACCCCCUUUAUGAGACUACAUUUAUGGUUCAUGCAUAUACAUUAUACCUGUACAUCUCUAUAUACCGUUGUCUAGUUUGCCCCCUUCAAAAUCAUAGGAACGCAAAUGAUAUCAAAUGUUAUCAAAAAUUAAGGUUUAUAUGCUAUUAUCACCUUUUGUGGUUUGUUGUGAAUUUGAGCUAUUUUUGUAUAGUUUUUAAAAGUUUUUGAAUUGUAAUUAUACCUAUCUUUUUUAAAAUGAUUUUAUGUUAUUGUUAUUGUUUAUAAAAAUAUCGACAUACAUUUAUAUCUAUAAUUUGAAAUUUUUUUCCAAUGAAACGUUGUUGUCCCAUUUUUUAUGUGAUACAUUUGUUAUUCCUCGAAUUAAUAUUUAAGUUAUUAAGAAAGACAUAGUUUUCAAUCAUUUCAUCACUCCAAUUGAUUUAAACAUUGUUUAAUUGUAAUCACAGUUAUAAGUAUGUUUUAAUGUACCUUCAUGUAGAGACUUCGGAAGCAAUGCCCUUUUCGUUUAGUUGUCAAAAUAUGACAUGUCACUCAUUGUAUAUAUUAUAACUGCGAAAUCGAAUAUUUGUCAUGAUUUUUCCAUGACAUAUGUAAAUAAGACUUCAUCUUAUCAUUAUGGGCUGCUGAAAAUCGAAGCCAAAAAAGCGACAGAUGUACUCUUUUUUUAGUCGUACUAAUUUUGGAUUCGUUAUGGGGGAGCGCACAUUUUUUUUUGCAUUUAAGCUCUUGUUUAGGAGAGGUUAAUUAAGAGCCUCUUUCAUGGUAAACGAGAGAUCAUCAGAUUAGAAAGCAUAUUCCAUUCCCGAUAAUAUCAUAUGUUUGUCCGAAACUUAAAUGUAAUUUAUGUCCCUUCUCUUCGUUUCUCUUUAAGUGUUUUAAUAUGAUAGACCUUGAAUACAUCUCUGUGUUAUGUAUGUCCAUGUACUUUAGCUAGAUGCAAAAUAUUGUAAAUAUUUUCAAUAAAUCUUGUGACUAUUUUUU